CGAAUAGGACACAAAAUCGCGAGAUGCCAUCUACAAUGGACUCGAUGGUCGAUGUUUUCAAUAUUUCAGUUUUUUGGUUACAUUGAAAUUCAAUAUUUUUUUUUCAAUUUGAAAAAAUGAUUUAUCAGCCAUGUUAUGAGGAGAUAAUGUGAUACUAACGUCAAUGACCAGUUGAUUUAUGAUUUAAUUGGGUAUCAACGUGAUUGAAAUAGAGGAAGAUGUCUUCCAAAAGUGAAUUGAAGAAACUAUCGGAGGAGAGCCUGACUCGUCAGCCGGAGGAGGUCUUCGACAUAAUUUGCAAGCUGGGAGAGGGAUCCUAUGGAUCCGUUUACAAAGCACUUCACAAGGAGAGUGGACAGGUACUUGCUAUUAAACAAGUGCCUGUUGAUACUGAUCUUCAGGAAAUCAUCAAGGAAAUAUCGAUCAUGCAGCAAUGUGAUUCCCCCUACGUCGUUAAAUAUUACGGGAGUUACUUCAAAAAUACGGAUCUUUGGAUUGUUAUGGAAUACUGUGGAGCCGGUUCAGUGAGUGACAUCAUGAGAUUAAGGAAGAAAACUCUCCAGGAGGAUGAGAUAGCGACAAUUCUCUGCGAUACACUGAAGGGCCUCGAGUACCUCCAUUUGAGGCGCAAAAUUCACAGAGAUAUCAAGGCUGGAAAUAUUUUGCUCAAUAACGAGGGACAUGCUAAGUUGGCGGAUUUCGGUGUUGCUGGCCAGCUCACAGACACCAUGGCAAAACGAAACACUGUGAUUGGGACUCCCUUCUGGAUGGCCCCCGAGGUGAUCCAAGAAAUCGGCUACGAUUGCGUGGCGGAUAUCUGGUCCCUGGGAAUAACUGCUCUGGAGAUGGCGGAGGGUAAGCCACCCUAUGGUGAUAUUCACCCAAUGCGAGCGAUUUUCAUGAUUCCCACAAAGCCACCGCCGAGCUUUCGUGAGCCGGACCAAUGGAGUCCCGAGUUCAUCGACUUCGUCAGUGGUUGUCUGGUGAAAAAUCCCGAGGAGCGAGCAACAGCCACUGAUCUCCUCAACCAUGAGUUCAUCGGCGCUGCCAAGCAGCCCAACAUCCUCAGCAUGAUGAUCGCCGAGGCACACGACAUAAGGGAGAAACAAAGUGCCCAUCGUACCCACAUCAUCAACAAUGUCGCCAUCAAGGGGCAGACCAAUGCUGAUGACUCGGACGAUGACGACUGCAGUGGAACAAUGAAACCAUUACCUGAGGAUCCAGGUACUCUCGUCCCCAGUCACGAUCUGCCAGACACUGGAACACUUGUCUCUGGAAUUCUGGACCUGGGGACAAUGGUGAUCAAUAGUGACACUGACACCGAGGCCACCAUGAAGAGGCACAACACUGGGUCGGUCGAGUCUGGAAAGAAAUAUCGACCGCUGUUUCUUGAUCAUUUUGAUAAAAAGGAAGCACCUGAGAUUGUCAAGGGUAAUGGACAGAUUGUUCACACUGAGGAUGGUAACAAAGUCGAGCAGAUACCCACCACUGAGGCCCAGAGGUUUCAGAGCCAUCUCCAACUACAACUCAAUCAGAUCUCACAUCCUGUUCCUGAACAACAGCAUAACAACAUAUCCAAGUUUCAGAAUGCCUUUACUGAACGGGAUUUUGAUUUUUUGAAGUUCCUGUCCUACGAGGAACUCCAACAACGCAUGGCAAGCCUUGACGCUGAGAUGGAACGAGAGAUCGAUGAAUUGCGCAGGAGGUAUCAAACAAAGAGACAACCAAUUCUCGAUGCAAUGGAUACAAAGAGAAAACGCCAGCAGAAUUUCUAACACUGUGGUUAUUUUUUGUGAUAGAACGACAAACCGAGAGAUACAAACGGGGGUGUACAGUUGUAUGAUAUUGAAUAGGUUUUUAACUCAGUAAUGCUUUUUUCCCCUCGAAUUUCUCGGAUAACGAGGGGUUCAUGGGGUCAAAUGGACACUUCCAAGUUUCUUUGAUCUAUCAAUAGUUCCUGAAAUCUUCAAUGAAAAGAGAUAUUUGUUUUCACAGACCAACCAAGUAUUUCCCUUGGUGACAAGCCUAGAUUUCUACUCAAGAAAUUAUUCUUGAGUUUACAGCAUUUGACAAAAGCCAAAAGGGUUCACUUUACCCCCCCCCCCUCCCAUACCCUGAUCUUGUCCGAAUAUUCUUCCUCUACUUCUGGGCUUCUACUUAGUGUUUCUUCAUGGAGCCUAUUCAGGAAAUUCGAGGGGGAGAAAUAUUCCGAUACUAGCCAAUAGCCUCACAUCGCGAGUGUAAAUUAUUUUACAGGAUUAUUGAUGUUGUUAAUUGAAGUGAGGAGACAAUUUAAUUAACAAAAAAAUUCGGAAGAUUCUCUUGCUUGAAGAAAAAAUUGCUUGAAAUGAACUGAAACCAUUCACAGAGGAAUUUAUAUCAUCGUGUUGCCAAACAGGAGAAUAUUUCAAAUAACAUUACUCUCAAUUCAUGCAAGGGAACAUUUAUGUCCAACUUUUUUUAUCAAUAAAAUAAAAUAAAUCGAAAUUGCACCUUUCAAGGUAAUAAUCUGAAGUCUCCUCCAUUUCUAUUAAUAACAUGCAAAUGAACAAAAACGAAGGAGACAACAACCAUACUCAAUUCUUUUUUAUGUUCAUUAAAUGUAGUUAUUGUUGAAUACACUAUUCUUAUAGAGUUAUACAGUGAAUAUAGAAUGAGAAAAAAUGUUUAGAAGGUAAUGAGGACGAGUGGGAGUUUAACAACUGAUAGUUCAAAUUUUUUGGGCUGAUUUUUAAUGAUUUUUUUAUUACUAACAUACUAGUCUUCUUUCACGCCAUUUUUUCGUAAAUCGUUGCAUAUUAUUUGCUUCUGCCGUGUCGCAAUUCUAGGAGAUAUGACUAAAAGGGAUUCACUCGAUAUAAGUGUCGGUCGAGCUCACGAUUUCCGUUUGAUUAAGUCAAUUUUUAAAUUUUUCGAUCGAUUUCGAGUGAAUUUUCGUUUUUGCUGGGCCAGAUUCUUUUUUAUUUGCAUUACUUGAACAUAGGUGUAAUAAGAUUUUUAGUUACAUUGAAAAUUGAUCGUCUGAGCGAUUAUUUAUAUUUUUUUUAUCGGAUAUUUGAACUAUCUUUGAUAAAUUCAAUUCAUUUUUUUUUCAAAGGCACGUGUAUGAUUACAUUGGAUCGUAAUUAAUCGAUUUUUGAAAAUAUAUAUCCGUUGAUAAAGUCACUGAUUGGAAGAUGAAAUUGUGGAAAUUUAUUAAUUAACUAGGACAUAGUCUUCCCAUUAACUGCGCAUAUGCUUCAUAGUCGUCGAACAAUUUAUCGAGAGCGAUUUUUCAAGUUUAGGUGUGAUUAGGAAUGUUUUGAGAACUAUUCAGAUUUUUUUAUAUAUACUCAGGAAGAAAAGGUGGAGAGGAAGUACGUUUGAUGCAAAUCAUGUUUUGCUUGAUGGUUUCUUUCGAGAUUAUUUUCUAUUUGUGAACUGGACGCUUUGUUGAUAACAAAUAACAAAACAGCCGUCUUUUUAAGUGCUCAUUUACGUCUGGUUUGAACUUCAAUCCAUUUUAUGAUAGUUUUUAUAAUUCACAAGAUUUUUUAAUAGAAAAAAAAUUCCCGUAAAGCGGAAGGCAAAUUCAAUUCCUAAGAAAAAAAGGAGAGUAAGUUUGAGUUUCCUAAAAAGUUUUACCACUUUGCAAAACAUUUAUAAUUCGAUUCCUUUGGCUAUUCCACAUUUUCCAAUUGUAAUUAUUCAACUAUCCUAGAAAAGACAAAUAGCCAGAACUGAUCGUUAGAAUUUCUUCAACAGUAUGAGACGAGAAAUAAGUAUAAAAAUCUCGUAUAUUAUGAAGAUUUUGGCAUUAAUAUUCGAAAUUCAAGAAUAUAAACAGAAAAGUAGUCGUACAGAAUGAGUGACAACAUAUUUUUGAUAUAGAGACUAAGAAAGGAACGCAGACACAAUAGAAGAUCUGAAUUUACAAAGGAAAAAUAGUUAUAACCAAGAGGAAUGAAAUUUUGUAACCACCAGUGGAUAAACGGGACUAAUAGAAUGGACCCCAUUCUCAUGUCAGUUGAAAAUUCUUUAAAUUUAUUUAUUAAUCUCAUGUCAGGAAUCAUGUAUCUGCGCAAUUUUUGUUAUUAUACAAAAUACAUCACUUAUUUAUUUGCAAUACAAACGUAUAAAUUCAUUUUUCAUAGUUAACAUGCAUUAAUGAGCAGAUGAUUUGAAUUAAUAGCAAGAAGUAAAGAAUUAAACUUUAUUAAAAUUAUUCAAUCUCAUGAGAAAUAUCAUAAAUUUCAUUUAGUCCAUUAUUCUUGUCCUGUACCGAACGCACUACGAAUUGUAAGAUUUUGUAACUAAAAAAAUAUUAGCCAUUAAAAAACAGAGUUGGCAAUAGUCCACUGACUGAGCAACAAUUGAAGUGGAAAAAUUAACAAUUAUUCAUUCACAAUAAUAAACAAUUAAUGAAAAACCUUCGGGCUAAACCGAAUGUUAACGAAAAAUUCUAAACAAUAGACAAAUACAAGAUGUGAUUUCCCGAAGGGUUUUCACCCAAAAAAACAUUAAAUACAUUAAAAAAAUAUAUAGUGAACACUAAUCGAACAAACAAAUGCACAAUCUUUAUAAAGGGGCCUUGUCUUUAUACAAAUGAUAAUGAGUGGAUUCUUACCAACCCUGAGCGUAAAAAGCAUUUAAUUAUUGAAAUAAAAACAAUUUCUUGCGAUAUUGAA
Diachasmimorpha longicaudata is the source of this 4667-nucleotide messenger RNA. It is a transcript of the gene hpo, whose product is annotated as hippo. Gene Ontology annotation, cellular component: cytoplasm. The record is from RefSeq and is a predicted model, not a curated record. The transcript is spliced from 7 exons. Lineage: Eukaryota; Metazoa; Arthropoda; Insecta; Hymenoptera; Braconidae. Gene Ontology annotation, biological process: protein tetramerization; protein phosphorylation; regulation of MAPK cascade. Bases 219 to 1775 code for a protein of 518 amino acids. Gene Ontology annotation, molecular function: ATP binding; protein serine/threonine kinase activity.